Pocillopora meandrina is the source of this 489-nucleotide messenger RNA. Lineage: Eukaryota; Metazoa; Cnidaria; Anthozoa; Scleractinia; Pocilloporidae. The record is from the annotation of a GenBank genome assembly.
AUGCUGGUUCUUAUCGCAGUCGAUCGAUUUGGAACUGUGGUUUUUCCCCUCCGUUCCCCACUGAUCAGUUCAAACCAGUGCCGCUUCUUCAUUCUCGCCACUUGGGUCAUUGCCAUGGUUGUCAGGUGCCCCGUUUUGUUCUUCUUUAAAGUUUUGGAGUAUCCAGACGGUCUGGUAUGUACGCCAUUGCGGUCUCCCUACUUCAAACACUAUACUGUGGCGAUGAUCGCCGUUGUCUUUUAUGUCCCAUUAGUUUUGAUCACCAUACUUUACCUAACCAUCGCUAUAACAAUCAAAUCUCAGAAAACUGCGGGCGAACAAUCAGUCAGCAGAAGAGGACAACGUAUAAAGAGAGAGAAAAUCGUCCUGAAGAUCUCUAUUGCUAUCGUGUCAGCAUUUACAAUGGGCUGGCUGCCACUCAGUAUCUGGUGGUUGGUGUACUUCUAUUCAUCAGACAAAACAGUGAUAUGGUCUUGUGGAUUUCACUAA